Molecule: messenger RNA, 543 nt
Organism: Dracunculus medinensis (Guinea worm)
Lineage: Eukaryota; Metazoa; Nematoda; Chromadorea; Rhabditida; Dracunculidae
Source: the annotation of a GenBank genome assembly
AUGCGACCAUUAACUGAUGAAGAAACUGAAAUUGUCUUUAAGAAACUUGCAAAGUAUAUUGGUGAGAACGUUAGAUUAUUAAUCGAAAGAGGUGAUUCAAAUUAUUGUUUUAGGUUGCAUAAGGAUCGCGUAUAUUAUUGUAGCGAAUCAUUAAUGAAGAAGGCGGCUUGUGUAGCUCGUGAACAGCUUUUGAGUUUUGGUACUUGUUUGGGGAAAUUUACGAAAACAAAGAAAUUCCAUAUACAUAUAACUGCACUGGACUAUAUUGCGCCUUAUGCCAAGUGUAAAGUUUGGUUGAAACCAAAUGCAGAACAACAGUUUCUUUAUGGCAACAAUGUGGUCAAAUCGGGUAUUGGACGAAUGACUGAUGGGGCAUUAUCACAUCAAGGUGUUGUUGUAUAUAAUAUGAACGAUUUACCUCUCGGAUUUGGGGUCACCGCAAAGGGAACAGCAGAAUGUAGAAAAGCUGAUCCAACAGCGAUUGUUGUAUUACACCAGUGCGACUUGGGCGAAUAUCUGCGUAAGGAAGCAUUUUUAACCUAA